Molecule: messenger RNA, 748 nt
Organism: Amphimedon queenslandica
Lineage: Eukaryota; Metazoa; Porifera; Demospongiae; Haplosclerida; Niphatidae
Product: deoxyuridine 5'-triphosphate nucleotidohydrolase-like
Exons: 6
Coding region: 25-645 (206 amino acids)
Biological process (GO): dUMP biosynthetic process; dUTP catabolic process
Molecular function (GO): magnesium ion binding; dUTP diphosphatase activity
Source: RefSeq, a predicted model, not a curated record
UCAGUGGGUGUGAUUUCAUGCCUUAUGAUACCACGAAUAGUGUGUAGUAGAUCAAGAUCUCUAUCUCUUCAGUUCCUGAAUCUACACCUCCCCAUCACUACUACUAUGGCUCUUGUUACUGACUGUGUUGAUAAUUCAGCUACUAAAAGGCUCAAAGUCGAGCACUCUAAUGGAGACAGCAAUUCAGUCGAGCACUCUAAUGGAGACAGCAACUCUACUGUCCCACUGAGGGUCAUGAAACUAACAGAGUACGCUUAUCUGCCAACAAGAGGCUCCUCUGAAGCAGCUGGCUAUGAUUUGUACAGUGCAUAUGAAACUGUAGUUCCAGCUGAAGGCAAAGCAGUCGUUAAAACGGACAUAGCCAUAGCCCUCCCUCCUUACUGUUAUGGAAGAAUCGCUCCACGUUCAGGAUUAGCAUGGAAGCAUCACAUUGAUAUUGGAGCUGGUGUUAUUGAUAGAGAUUACCGUGGUAAUGUUGGUGUCAUUAUGUUCAAUCUGUCUAAGGUAGAUUAUCAAGUUCAUAAAGGUGACAGAAUAGCUCAACUGAUAUUAGAACGAAUCCUGAUAGCAGGCAUUGAAGAAGUUGAUAAUUUGGAUUCAACAGAGCGAGGCUCUGGAGGAUUUGGCUCAACAGGAAAAAACUAAAACAAUAAUAAUAAGAGAGACUGAUACAGUACAUUACUAUCCAAACAUGUUUGUCCAUUAAAUAAUACAUUAUUUGUUCUUAAGAUGGCUCUUGUUGUAAGAA